AUGACGUCGGAAAAUAGCCCGGGCCACGUCGCCCACCAAGCAGACACAUCCGCAUCCCAAAACGUCCGACAGCAGCGAGACUCGAUUUCAAAUACGCCGCCCACAACUGCUGUCCAGCAGGAUGUGUUUCCGAACUCGACCGGCCCCACCACAGAGCCAUUAUCGCUACCUGAACAUUCGUCCACGGGCAUACAAUCGCAUAACCGAAGCAGAUCACGAUCGAGGUCAAAUUCUCGUAAACUCUCGAUAGGACGGUUUUUCAGCUUUGGACAGGACUCUGCACAAUCAAAGGCCUACGUGCCUGAGCAAAGCACAACUCCGACUAUUGAUGAAUCGUCCGCCAACCAUCUUCAGACCCCACCAACGACGAGCGACGAGGCACAUCAGGAUUACUUCAAUCUGAACGUCUCCAACGGAGAACUAGACGAUGAUGAGAUUACUAAGAACAGCGCACUAACCAAAAUCAAAAAGAUCUUCCGAUUCAACUCCGUCGCCGACCACGAAGACCUGCAUCCUGCUCAGGAAGGACCGGUAAUAGGAGACGAAGAGGAAGAACGUCAAGAAAGCAACGGCAACUCACUUAUGAAGAAAUUCCGCCGCAUGAGGUCACCCUCCAGCCCUGUUCAGCCGUAUUCUGUGCCGUCGAUCUCGCUCACCGCAGCCUCCGAAGAGUGCGAUAUCGCAGAACAGGACUACAUCAACCCUGUUGACGACUUUCAAGUCAAAUUGAAGCACGAUUAUUCUGUAAAUAACUCAACCACAACAUUAUACAAUGCAUCCUCAACGGAGGACCGCCUGCCUCCGCCCCGGAGAUCAACGACAUAUCAAAACAUAUUGGUGAGAUCAAGGUCACAAACUCCAGCGAUUCUAGGUCGCCUGGCAGCUCUGGAAGAAACUAUUCGAGCACAGGAAUAA
Molecule: messenger RNA, 915 nt
Organism: Ogataea angusta
Lineage: Eukaryota; Fungi; Ascomycota; Pichiomycetes; Pichiales; Pichiaceae
Exons: 2
Coding region: 1-915 (304 amino acids)
Source: RefSeq, a predicted model, not a curated record